Messenger RNA from Schistosoma rodhaini, 2873 nucleotides. NCBI's taxonomy places the organism in Eukaryota, Metazoa, Platyhelminthes, Trematoda, Strigeidida, Schistosomatidae. The record is from the annotation of a GenBank genome assembly.
GAUUAUUGGAGGUCGAUAGAGUGGUGGCGCUGCUUAUGAUGCGUGAUCCUUUCUCUCUUUUUUCAAUGUAAGGCAGGUAGCCUCCUUAACUUUAGAGACUAUGUACAUAAACUCAAGAAUGGCAAACAACAUUCCUCCUGGGUAUCAUGUCGAAGUUGUGGGAGACGCUAGAUUUGUGGUACCUUUUCGGUACUCUAACUUAAAGCCCAUCGGUUCUGGAGCUCAGGGCUUUGUUGUGUAAGUUAACCAUUUAAACUAAAUUCAAUAUCGGAGUAUUAUGUUGUGCUUGAACAGUUGGACCAAUUGACUUUGCGAUUUCCGUAGAUUCGUAGCACGACGUUUGUUAGUAAACUUAAAAGGUCUUGUAAAUUUGAAAUUAAAACUGAUUCUUGGUACCACUCAGGUUUUCAGGGCUUGAAGAAAAAAAGUUAAUAAACCAGGUCACGAAAUUUGGCUUUAAAGCAAAUCAGUAGCAACUCGGUAGGGGCUAUGCAUUCAUAUAGCUUUUGUUGGCUCAAUUAUUGUUGCAUAUCUUUGUCAAACUGGCAUUCGUGAUGUCCCCUCAUCCAACAAUCACAUGGAGCUGCCUAUGAUUCAGUACUCAAACAAGAUGUUGCCAUUAAAAAAUUGGCUCGUCCUUUUCAAAAUGUUACACAUGCCAAACGUGCCUAUCGUGAAUUUGUCUUGAUGAAACUGGUGAAUCACAAAAAUAUCAUAUCAUUAUUAAACGCAUUUACUCCUCAACAAACAUUGCAAGACUUUCAAGAUGUUUAUUUGGUGAUGGAGUUUAUGGAUGCCAAUUUAUGUCAGGUGAUCAACCUUGAUUUAGAUCAUGAACGAACCUCAUAUCUACUGUAUCAAGUCCUAUGUGGUGUAAAACAUUUACAUGCAGCCGGUAUAAUCCAUCGAGAUUUAAAACCCAGUAAUAUUGUUGUGAAACAUGAUUGUAGUUUGAAAAUUCUGGAUUUCGGUUUGGCCCGUACAGCUGGUGAUAGCUUUUUAAUGACUCCAUAUGUGGUAACUCGUUAUUAUCGUGCUCCAGAAGUUAUUUUAGGUAUGGGUUAUUCUGAAAAUGUAGAUAUUUGGUCAGUUGGUUGUAUAUUUGCUGAGAUGGUUCUAGAAAGAAUUCUAUUCCCCGGUUAUGACCAUAUUGAUCAAUGGACUAAGAUUACAGAAGAACUUGGAACACCAGGACCUGAAUUUAUGAAUCGUUUAGAAUAUGCUGUACGUAAUUAUGUAAUGUCACGUCCAAAAAAUGAACCACGUUCAUUUACUGAACUCUUUCCAGAUGAUCGUUUUCCUCCACCUAGCACGGAGCAUGAAACACUAAACGCUGAGCAAGCUCGAGACUUAUUAAGUAGAAUGUUGGUGAUUGAUCCAUUACAAAGAAUUUCAGUUGACGAUGCUCUUCAUCACCCAUACAUACACGUAUGGUAUGAAGACUCUGAAGUAAACGCGCCACCACCAGCUCCAUAUGAUGAUUCAUUUGGUGAAAGAAAUUUAUCAGUUGAAGAAUGGAAAGCUCGUAUAUUUCAUGAAGUCAAAGAAUUCGAAGCUCAAGAAUCUCAUAUACGUAAUAUUCAAAAUUAAAUAAUCUUUGAUAAUGAUCACAUAUGCAUAUACACAUGCAUUUAAUAAGGUAAAAUAAGCAAAGAGAUAAACAAAAAGAGAAAAGUAAUCUACAUAAAAGGUUAAGUAAACUAACCUUAUAGAUGAUGAUGAUGAUGAUGAUGAUGAUCAAGCUAUCAACAAUAAAACCUACAACAGAUUAUUCUCAACUUUCUUUUUCUUAAUUUUAUUGCCUGGAAACUGUGAAUAGGUCUGGUGGUGGUAGUGGUAGUGGUGUUGUUGAUGGUGAUGGUGAUGAUACAGUGAAACUUCUGAUUGUUUUCUUGUUUUUAUAUCACCGGUUUUUUGUAUUUUCUAAUGUUAAACAUCUUGUAAAUUUAUUGGCUACCAAUUAUUAUUAUUGUUUUGUACAAAAUCAAUAAUAGAUAGGCUAUAUAUAUAUAUAUAUAUAUAUAUAUAUAUAUAUCAUUAAUUGUGCAUAUGAUGAUUCUGCUUAUGGUUAUCCUUUUUAAUGUGUAUAGGAAGUAAAUGAUCCAUUGAUGUAACUCUGAAUGAAUUAUGUUUAUGUUCACUUUAUUUCUACAUUUCUCCCUUCACCAAAUGGGUUUCCUUUUUUGUUUUAAAGUUCUCCUUAAAGAAUUUUAUAUCCAUACCUGAACACUCUAAGGUGUUUAGUAACCUUUUGUUCUCUCUAUAAAUUAUGUUUUUAUUUUAUUUUAGCGUUACUAUGCACACACAGACCCCCUCCACCACCACCCCACACACACAUUUAUUUUUCAUUUAUUCUUCAUUUACUUUUCUAUGUUUAUUUUGUGAUAUAACCUUAAUUGUUAGAUGGUUAUUUGUCAUUUAUUUAUUCAUACAAAUUAUAAAUAUUAAAGCCUUCUUUUAAUAAAAUAAUCACUAUUCCCGGUUUAAUUGUUUAUAUCACCGCAAAUGCCUGUUUAUGUGUUGUGUUGUGUUGUUUUUUGUUCUUUUUUUUUAUUUUCGAAAAGAAAGAAACAAAAAUACAAAAUCCCACUGAAACUUAUUUUCUUAAAUUUAAUACUCAUUUAUGAUAAGAUUCUUGCCUGUCUUUAUUCAUUAUCUAAUCGACUAGUGCACUUAUGCUUAUUCCUUUUUUUAAAGUCAUUCUGUUUUAUUUAUUCAGUAAACAAACAGAAAAACAAUAGAUUGAAAAACAUGACUGUCUGUUGUUAAUGUUCACAAUGAUGUGUAUUUAUUAGUUUAUAUUUGUUUGUAUAAUUUUAUUCUGCUGUUAGGGUAUACCUCUUUUAUUUUAAAAAGAAACCUCUGUUCAAAUG